Messenger RNA from Nicotiana tabacum (common tobacco), 1104 nucleotides. The record is from RefSeq and is a predicted model, not a curated record. NCBI's taxonomy places the organism in Eukaryota, Viridiplantae, Streptophyta, Magnoliopsida, Solanales, Solanaceae.
CAUUUAAUCAUUUCUUACCUAAUACUUACUUCAAAAAACAAAACCCUAAAAGGGAUUGAUUCGCCGCCAGAUUUUUUAUUCUCCUGUCUCCCAUUUAACCUUCAUCACCUCUCUUAUUAGCUAACAGUUUUCUUUACCUGCUCUAUGUUGAGAAAAAUGAACUUUCUUGGAGUUUAAUUAGUCAAAGAUGGGAUUUUUAUCAACACCAAAGCUUCAAUUUUCAGCUUAUACAUGUUUUGUGGGUACUGAUUAUAUUUGUUGUAGAAUCGAGUAUAUAAUUGGUGUUUGAUCAUGGAGUUUUCUUGGUACUAUUUUAUUUGAUCAAAGAUUGGAUUUUUAUGAGCUUAAAGGUUUGAUUUUGAGGUUGUGCACGUGGGGUUUUGUAGUUUUUAAGGUUUAUAUAUAUGACAAAGUUUUGAUUUUGAAUAGCUUUCUUGGGUUGUUAAGGCUUGUGGGUAUUGAUUAUAUUUGUUGUGGAAUUAGUGAGUGAAGAUGGUAUCUGAUUUGGGUAGGAGACCGAUGGUUGGGAACAAUGAAAAUUCAUUUGGAGAUGAGUUUGAGAAAGAGAUUGGGAUGUUACUUCAUGAUCAGCGAAGACAAGAUGCUGACGAUCGCGAAAAGGAGCUGAAUAUGUAUAGAAGUGGCUCAGCUCCACCUACUGUUGAGGGUUCAUUGAGUGCAGUAGGCGGAUUGUUUAACAAUAAUGGUUUCAUGUCUGAGGAGGAGCUUAGGUCUGAUCCUGCUUACUUAUCUUACUAUUACUCCAACGUAAAUCUUAAUCCUAGGUUGCCUCCACCACUUUUGUCCAAAGAAGAUUGGCGGUUUUCGCAGAGGUUGCAAGGAGGGAGCUCCGCUAUUGGUGAUAGGAGGAACGUAAACAAGAAUGAUAAUAAUGGUAAUGGUAGGAGGUCACCCAUGCCUCCAGGAUUUAACUCGAAAAAAGCAGAGACCGAGAACGAGACGGAUAAAUUGCAGGGUUCAGUGGAAUGGGGUGGUGAUGGGCUGAUUGGUUUGCCGGGACUAGGACUAGGUAGUAAAAAGAAGAGCAUUGCUGAAAUAUUCCAGGUGCAUGCUUCAAACUUUAUCUAGUGUUUUAUUUAUUUA